AAUGGUAUCUUGAUGCUUCUUUUUCCUCUCUAUCCUCUCCUUCUCUCUCUAUACAUACAUAUGUAUGUAUAAAUUGUGUGUUUGAACUUUCUUGAACUCAGAAAAAGUUGACACCUUUCAGUUUCCUAUCAUGUAUUCAUUCUUGUGAAGAGUGACUGAGAUUCUUUACCAUUUUUUUCUCUUUAAAAAUGAAAUUUUAAUAUCUUUAUAAUUGUUGUAAAAUAAGUAUAAAUAUGAAGUCAUACCCUAUAACUUAUCUUGAUCACACGGGUUAGAAUUAAAAGGUGCUUUUUUGUCUCAUCUUCUUUGAUUUCGUUUUCCCAAAAGCCCAUUUUUCAGUUUCUCGAAAGAAGAGCUUUUUUUGCCCUCUUGGAAUUUUGCAAAACCACAGAAAAAAAUAGGGUAGUUUCACUUUCUAUGUUUCUACUAACCUUUUGGUUCAUUAGCUUCUUCUGUUGAGUGCUUUUACCAUUUGAGAAAAACUUUGUAAAAGCUCUCAACUUUGGGGGCUUAUUGAAAAAGACACUGGGAAGCAAGAUUGAAGGCAAUGGCAGAUUGGUAUGGAAAGAGUUCGAUGGAGGAUCAAGAUUUUCAAGAAGAAGAUGUGUGGAGUGUUAUGAAGGGAAGAGAAGAGUCAAACACAAAAGUCAACAAACCCCAUAAGAUCAAAAAAAGAUCAUCAUCAUCAUCAUCAUCAUCAUGUGCAUGGACAUCUCACGAUGGUGCAAGAAUGAUACCUAGGUGCAAUGAGGGUAGGAUGCCACGUCAUCAGCAACAAUCCUCAGCUCCAAUGGGUAUCCCCGACUGGUCAAAGAUUUACAUGGAGAAAAGCAAAGGUCCAAGUGAUGGAUGCUAUGAAGAUGGUGAUUAUCAUAAUCAUGGUGCCCAUGAUGAUGAUGAUGAUGGUGAAAUGGUGCCACCACAUGAAUACAUUGCUAGAAAGCUAGCUAGAAGUCACAUUACUUCUUCUUCUAUGUGUGAAGGUGUUGGGAGGACUCUCAAAGGAAGAGACCUCAGCAAAUUGAGGAAUGCCAUUUUAACCAAAACCGGUUUUUUAGAGUAAUCUUCCAUGCCCAUCCAUCAAACCAUCAUCAUCAUCAUCAUCACCAUCACCAUCACCAUCAUCCUCAAUCUUGUUUUGAUUUUCUCUUGGUUACUUUUCUAGAAGUUAGCAAUAGUUAGCGGUUCCGACAUGAGAUCUUUAUGAUUAGAUAUAUCAUAUAUGUAAGCGGGAGUAUCGAAUAGUUUUGUUAUGAAAGUUUGAGGAUUUAGUUCUA
Lactuca sativa (garden lettuce) is the source of this 1277-nucleotide messenger RNA. Its product is annotated as senescence regulator (Protein of unknown function, DUF584). The record is from RefSeq and is a predicted model, not a curated record. NCBI's taxonomy places the organism in Eukaryota, Viridiplantae, Streptophyta, Magnoliopsida, Asterales, Asteraceae.